Molecule: messenger RNA, 435 nt
Organism: Linum tenue
Lineage: Eukaryota; Viridiplantae; Streptophyta; Magnoliopsida; Malpighiales; Linaceae
Source: the annotation of a GenBank genome assembly
AUGAUUGUAUGGGUUCGCCUUCCAACACUCAAGGUCCACUUCUACCAUCGUGAGGUUCUCACGUCCUUGGGGAACCUUAUUGGCCGUACAAUCAAGCUCGAUUAUCAUACAAUCAAUCAACAACGAAGGAAGUUCGCUCGCUUGGCGGUGGAGAUUGAUAUGACCAAACAUCUAGUUCCCCGGAUUUUCUUGGAUGAUCACUGGCAGAAAGUGGAGUAUGAAAAUCUCCUAACGGUGUGUUUCGAGUGCGGGAAGGUGGGCCACAGUUCUGGUGGUUGCUCAACUGUCCACCCUGCAACAACCGGCGAUCAAUUGGCCAACGUCGGCGGUCCAGUUCCGGCCAAGCAGGCGACCGUUGAGGAAGCUACUCCAGCGGGCUUCGGGCCAUGGAUGCUAGUUUCAAAAAAAGCCGGCGAUUUUCUAGGGAUUCGGUGA